Messenger RNA from Myotis brandtii (Brandt's bat), 975 nucleotides. RefSeq names its product radial spoke head 14 homolog (Chlamydomonas) (gene RSPH14). Gene Ontology annotation, molecular function: protein binding. The transcript has 4 exons. The record is from RefSeq and is a predicted model, not a curated record. Lineage: Eukaryota; Metazoa; Chordata; Mammalia; Chiroptera; Vespertilionidae. The coding region runs from base 270 to 905 and encodes 211 amino acids.
GGCAUGGGGUGCUGCUCAGCAAAAUGCCCCCGAGGGCAGCCUGCCCAGUUCUGUGUUCAGUGUCCGAGAGCCCAUCUGUGGGCCUCAGCGCCAGGAGUCCGUCCCCCGCCCACUCCUGUGCUUAAAUGCUGUCUUCUCCAUCCCAACGCGGAGCUUUGUCCCUCCUAGAGCAUCGCUGGUGAAGUGCAGGCGCUGCCAGCCAACUCUGACCUUGUCGCUUUACGUUUACGCCGUCAUGGCCAUAUUACAAGGAGCACGCACUCGUGGGCAUGGGAGCACUGGCGCUGACCGCUGGCAGAGGGGCCAAGGGCAUCGUCAGCAGCGGCCUGAUCCCCUCGCUGGUGCGCAAGCUGCACCGGGAGGAGGAGAACAUCCAGGAGAUCCUGCUGGACACGCUGGCGGCCUGCCUGCAGGAGGACGCCACCGAGGCGCUCAACAGCCGCGUGGUGCCCUUCCUCAAGGAGAAGCUGCUCAGCCCCAACGACAACAUCCGCUGCAAGGCCGCCCGCACGCUCAUCGCCGUCAGCAUCCCUCUGGAGGGCAAGAAGCAGAUGUGGCGGCAUGACGUCAUCCCCAUCCUGGUGCACCUGCUGAGGGACCCGGUGGAGGAGGUGAAGGCCAACGCCGCGGGCGCCCUCAUGUAUGCCACGGUGACCACGGAAGGGAAGUACGCGGCCCUGGAUGCGGACGCCAUCCACUCGCUGCUGGGUCUGCUGGUCUCGUCCUUGCAGAAGGCCCGCCUGAACGCCAUCAAGGCCCUCACCAUGCUGGCGGAGGCCCCCGAGGGCCGCAAGGUCCUGAAGGCCCACGUGCACGCCUUCCGAGUCCUGGAAGUGGGGGACCCCAGCAAGACUGUGCAGCGGGCAGCCCAGGUGGCCAUCAAGGUCAUUGAGUGGAAGCCCUGAGCCUCUCCUACGGCCAGACCCGAAUAAACGGGCCCAAUAGCUUUCUCUCGGGUCUGCGUCACUUGAUGUU